This is a messenger RNA of Periconia digitata, 1431 nucleotides long. The record is from the annotation of a GenBank genome assembly. Lineage: Eukaryota; Fungi; Ascomycota; Dothideomycetes; Pleosporales; Periconiaceae.
CAACGCAGACAACACAUUCCAACCAUGCCACUGCCUUUUAUCAUCUUGACAGACGAGCGGAAAGUAGGCGCAGAUACGCGGAAGCUCAUCAGGAGCCAUGUCAUGCGUGGGAAAAACAAAGGAAGAUCACUGAAAAAAUCCCCAAAAUCCGCCCCCGUGGAUAGUCCGAGCGUAUUGUCCUCUACACCAGUGGCCGAUGGGCUCAGGGCGCAGUGUCUUUCGUCCGAGUUCGUGGUCCCUAGACCCAUUUGCUCCGAGAUGGUGACGCUGCCUUUUGCCGACACCGCUGAGCCCUCGAUGAUCGCAGACAUGAUAAGUUUCAUUUCUAUGUCAUCCCGGGCCAUGUACCAAUUAGAUGAUUGCAUCAUGAUUGAUAUCGGCGGCAUGCUUGAUGCAUGGUUCGCACCUUUACUCACAGACGCAGCAUUCUUUAACGGUGUGUGUAUGACAGUGGGAGCAUAUCUCAGAGAAAGUCUAGGGAGGCGGCAUAGCUCAGAGACCCAGCAGGCAGAUCACAUACAUUAUGCUAAAACCAUCAGAAUGCUCCAGGCACGGAUUACGAGUGAAGACGAUGAAAUCAGAUUGUCGGACACCACAAUAAUGACAGUGCUAUGUAUGCUGGGUCAUGCAUAUACAUCAGGGGAUCUUGUCACUGCCGAGAAACAUUGCCAUGGACUACUCAAGCUUGUCAGUAUGAGAGGCGUGAAAAGUCUACUCCGGAAUACGAGGCUGUGUGUGGAAAUUAUACGCUGCGACUUGUACACCGCAAAUGAUAGCAUGUCUACCCCCAUUCUCCUGACCCUAAAAAAUAUCCCAUGGCCUCUGCGAUCAUACGAUAUUCCUAUGCAACAAAUGAGUUUGACUGCGCUGUGUCAGAGAUUUGACCCCGAGCUCGCAGCAAUAUGGGUCGCUAUGGCUGGGUUCAGUGCGCAAGUCAACGCCGCAUCACAUGAUGCAGGACCCCGGAUAAGCGAAGAACAUUUCCUAGAAUCCAUGACUUCCAUCAUGUACCGCCUACUUCUCCGACGUUAUCCGAUAGGCAGCAUAGAUGAGGCCUUUCGGUUGGGCCUUAUUGCUUUCUCGAGCCCCGUUUUUCUUCACUGGAAUCGAGUGGAGCUUCCAGAUGAGAAGUUCAUUGCUGCAUACCGUCAUGCGAUAAUGUCUCUCCGCCUCAAAUCCACAAACAUCGAACCCCAUGAACUGGUAUGGCUGUUAAUGGUGGCUGCUGUGUCAAAAGCGCACGAGCUGAAGAGCCUGGAAUGGCUUAUUCCAUGGCUAAAAAUAAUUCUGGAAACCUGUUAUGUGCAAACAUGGUACGAUCUCAAGUCCAUGCUGCACCGCGUUAUGUGGAUAGACCUUGUGUACGACAGUGUUGCGCAAGAUAUGUUCGAUACAGUUAUGAAGAGAGAGGCGGGCGAUCUGCGAUCGUGA